Messenger RNA from Cynocephalus volans (Philippine flying lemur), 1067 nucleotides. It is a transcript of the gene AGMAT, whose product is annotated as agmatinase. The transcript is spliced from 7 exons. The record is from RefSeq and is a predicted model, not a curated record. NCBI's taxonomy places the organism in Eukaryota, Metazoa, Chordata, Mammalia, Dermoptera, Cynocephalidae. Bases 1 to 1056 code for a protein of 351 amino acids. Gene Ontology annotation, molecular function: agmatinase activity; metal ion binding.
AUGCGGCGGCUGCUGGCGUCCGGAGGCGUCCGGGGACUGGGGGCCGGUGUGGGCGCGCGUCCUGCCGCGGGGUUCUGCCACCCCGGGCGCACGAGCCGCCGGGCUUCCGACGCCCCUCGGAACCGGCCCCCUAGCUCCGACCUCGUGGCCCGGACGACGGGAGUCUGCUCCAUGAUGCGGCUGCCCGUGCGGGCCUCCCCCGAGGGGCUGGACGCCGCCUUUGUCGGGGUGCCCCUGGACAUUGGGACCUCCAACCGGCCCGGGGCGAGAUUCGGACCCCGACGCAUCCGGGAAGAAUCAGUGAUGCUGCGGACAGUCAAUCCUAGCACGGGGGCCCUCCCUUUCCAGUCCCUCGUGGUCGCAGACUUAGGCGAUGUGAACAUCAAUCUGAAUAAUCUCCAGGACAGCUGCCGGCUAAUUCGAGAGGCCUAUGAGAAAAUUGUAGCAGCUGGCUGUAUUCCUCUGACCUUGGGUGGAGAUCACACAAUCACAUAUCCCAUAUUGCAAGCAAUAGCAAAAAAGCACGGCCCUGUGGGGCUGCUGCACGUGGAUGCUCACAUGGACAUGGUUGACAAGGCUCUAGGAGAGAAGCUCCAUCAUGGGACGCCCUUCCGCCAGUGCGUGGACGAGGGACUCCUGGACUGUAAGCGGGUGGUGCAGAUCGGCAUCCGGGGCUCUUCCAUGACCUUGGAUCCCUACAGAUACAAUCGGAGUCAGGGCUUCCGGGUCGUCCUGGCGGAAGAUUGCUGGAUGAAGUCGCUGGUUCCUCUGAUGGGGGAAGUGAGGCAGCAGGUGGGAGACAGACCCAUCUAUAUCAGCUUUGAUAUUGACGCCCUGGAUCCCGCCUAUGCCCCAGGGGCGGGGACACCUGAAAUUGCUGGCCUCACCCCUAGCCAGGCUCUGGAGAUCAUCCGGGGUUGUCAAGGCCUGAAUGUGGUGGGUUGUGAACUUGUGGAAGUUUCACCGCUGUAUGAUCCUUCUGGAAAUACGGCCCUCCUGGCGGCUAACCUGCUAUUUGAGAUGCUGUGUGCUCUCCCCAAAGUGACAAUUGUCUGAGUCUUGUGCCG